Bactrocera oleae (olive fruit fly) is the source of this 474-nucleotide messenger RNA. The record is from RefSeq and is a predicted model, not a curated record. Lineage: Eukaryota; Metazoa; Arthropoda; Insecta; Diptera; Tephritidae.
AUGGUGCGGAAAUCGUACUGCUGGAGAGGAGUUUGGAUAAUGGGCAUCCUCCAAAUUACCCUCCAGCACUCAAAGGUGACCUCCGCCAAUCUAUUGCUUCGUCUAGGACGGGACGAAGCCGACGUUGUCCUUAUCCAGGAAUCGGGGCUGAGCAGCAACGGGAUCUCUUGCUUAAGGACAAAAAGCCAUAAGCUGGCGGCAAGCAGCACAGGUAGAACCAGAGCCGGCUUGAUGGUCAGAAACGAACUUACCAUUUUUCUUUUGCCUAAUUUCAGCAACGCGGAUGUCGUCACAGCUAGGCUGGAGGACAGUGCUGGAGAACUCUGGGUUGUCUCAGCAUACAUGCCACACGACGACGAGGUGGAGCCACCUCCGAAACUGCUAAGGAGGGCUCUGGCAGAUGCCAGACAUAAAUCGGCCGCAGUUUUAAUAGGCUCGGAUGCCAAUUCAAGGCACACCAUCUGGGGGAGCUCG